AUGAUACUUUCUGGCGAUUUUAAACCGCCUGAAUGGUCAUCAUUAGAAGUGUUGGCACUUUCUGGCGGUUUCAUGUUUACUGAAUCUGAAAAUGUCAAUGACAUUCAGGAAGACAUGCUUAAUGAUAUUUGUGAUAAAGCUACUCAAGAACCUUCUGAGUCGAUGGACAAUGUGGUUGGCACUAGUAUGGCUUCAGAAAGUAUGGCAAUUGAAAAGACAUCAGAGGAAGUCCAAAAUAAUGGAUCCAGCCAAUCUGUCAAAGCUGAGAUAACAGAAGAGCAGAGAGCUCGUAUGGAAGCAAAUCGGUUGAAGGCACUACAAAAGCGUGCUGCUCUAGCCGGCUUUUCGCAGGCCUCCCAAAUUUGAUAUCAAUUGUAAAUGAAAACACUCUUUAUCGUUGUCUCAGUACCGGUUAUGCCCCCCCACCCAAAUGAAUUAUAGUUUAUUUUUUGGUUUGGUGAGUCGGUGACAAUGUUAUAUACCCGCUUGUGAGCAUGAUUUGUCAUAACAGUAAAUGGAUUCUUGUCGAUUAGCUUCAUGUUUAAGUUUUAAGCGCCGGGCUUACUUAAUUUGUUUGGGGGCACCUUAUCCCUAUUUACAGUACUA
Molecule: messenger RNA, 606 nt
Organism: Cajanus cajan (pigeon pea)
Lineage: Eukaryota; Viridiplantae; Streptophyta; Magnoliopsida; Fabales; Fabaceae
Source: RefSeq, a predicted model, not a curated record